GGCUAGGGUUGCUGGUUAUGCUUGGCUGUGGAUUCCAGGAAACGGCAGCCACCCGUGCGCUGCUCUUCCUCUCGUCCUCGCGAGUUGCUCGCCGGCGGGUGACAACUCCGGCCUUCAAUCGGCGAUAGAAAACAAAGGAGAGUGUUACGACGGCCGUGAUUAAGCUGCAGGGUGACAUCUGAACCCCACGCUUAAUUUUCUCAUGACUCUGCGCAGUUACUUCCGAUCCCCUCCUCCCUUCCUCCCGUCGAGUUCGGUUGUUGGUAGCCUCCUUCAACUAUAACUUCGAUAUCUUGCGUGGGGACGAAGAGACUUGCGAGCAUUUUAGGUCGAAGUUCCAUCCCCUGGGCUUGGGCAUCAGCGGCCGCAACUUCUCCUCUUUCCUGACGACUCGUAACACUGGUGACGGAAUCAUUUUUCUCUGUAUAUAGAAAAGAAAGCUUUGAUUCUCCUCUGUCUGUGAGCUUCAGCGAGGGAUUAUGGGCGAGGAUCUGUGAAAUUCAGCAAUAGUGUAACCUCCUCGUCGUCAAUCCGCAGCGAGUGCCCCCUUCGGCUAGAUCUGAGUAGUGCUCGACUUCCCUGGUCGGUUUUAGGAACUGCAGCAACUGUAGAGCCAAAAUCUUAUACCUGAGGACUGUUCGGAGCCAAUAGAGUUCCAACAACAGUGAAGCUUCAUAUUUGAUAGCCCUACAUCGUACUUCAACGCAGGCAUUGAUCUUCACUCCGCCGGUCCUAAGCUCACAACAAUCACCUUGUGUAAUUUUGUUGGUGGAAGUAGAGGCUCAAUUCUCUUGGAAUCAGGUGUCUUUCAACAGAAAAUAUUCCCAGCUUGGAUCGUUCAGUUACUCAGAUUUCUGAAAUAACAGUAGAAUUAUCCACAUAAUGGCAAGUGAGAAAAUUUUAACUGUUUGCCAAUCUGGAGGUGAAUUUGUAAGAAAUACUGAUGGAUCCAUGUCUUAUUCCGGUGGUGAAGCACAUGCAAUUGAUAUUGACAGUGAAAUGUCUCUGGAAGAUUUGAAGUCAGAAAUAGCGUCUAUGUUUAACUUCAAUGAUGAACCUUUCUCAAUUAAGUACUUCCUGCCAAGAAACAAACGGACUCCCAUAACAAUAUCCAAUGAUAAAGACUUGAAGCGCAUGAUUGCUUAUCAUGCAAAUUCAGAUACAACUGACAUUUAUGUCACAAAGAUCAGCGAAAGCAGGAUAAUUAGGAGCGAUGUAGCUGAUUCAGGUACCUUGAUUAAUGCUGACAUUACACCACUAGCCAACUUUAAUGAAGCGAAGCGGAUAAAGGUAUGCAGCGAUUGGGACAAUUUAAUCACUGGUGUGGGGCAGGUAUUCUCUACUUCAAAGGAUUUCCGUGACGCAUUGCACAAGUAUGCCAUUGCUCAUAGUUUCAUGUAUAAACUUGUUAAAAAUGACCAAUCUCGUGUGACUGCUGAGUGCACUGUUGAGGAUUGCCCAUGGAGAAUACAUGCAUCUAGGUCAUCAGCCAAACAAAAAUUCAUGAUUAAGAAAAUAAAUCCUACUCACACAUGUGGAAAGGAACUUACUAAAGAAAGUCAUAAGCUUGCAUCUCAAAGAUGGGUGGCUAGUGUUAUAAAAGACAAGCUGCGAGAGAUACCUAACUAUAAGCCGAAGGACAUAGCAAAUGAUCUUGAACGAGAAUAUGGACUCAGUUUGAAUUACUCACAAGCUUGGCGUGGGAAAUCUAUUGCCAAGAAAGAGCUUUACAACCCAUUUGAGGAGGCUUGCAAUCAACUUUCGUGGUUCUGCGAGAGAAUAAUAGAGACCAACCCAGGUAGUGUUGCAACACUGCACAAAUCAGAUGAUUUAAGAUUUCGUUUUUUUGUUGCCUUUCAUGCCUCACUAUAUGGUUUUGAGCAUGGUUGCCGCCCUCUUCUUUUUCUUGAUACUUUCUCACUGAAAGCAAAUAGACAUUUGAAGUUUUUAGCUGCAACUGCUGUUGAUGGCGAGAACGAUAUAUAUCCAGUUGCUUUCUCAGUUGUAGAUAUUGAGAAUAAUGAGACGUGGCAUUGGUUUUUGGAACAGCUCAAGUCUUCUUUUACUCUAUCCCGUGCUAUAACCUUCAUAUCAAAUGAUCAAAAUGGCAUGGAAGAGGAGUUGUCCAAGGUGUUUGAGGACAGCUUUCAUUGUUACAGUGAGCAAUACCUCAUUGAAAAUUUUCAGAAAGCGAUGGAGAGCUCCUGGUCACAAGAAGUGAAGGAUAAAAUGAUUGAUCAUCUUAAAAGUUCUAUUUAUGCUUAUACAGCGGACGAGUUCAAUGAUUGCAUAGAAAACAUCAGGAGUGAGUCGAAAGAACUUGCUGAAUGGGUACUGGGCACCAAACCUGAGACCUGGUCUGAUGCUUUCUUCAAGGGAUUGAGAUAUGGGAAAUACUCAUCUGUUGCUGUGGAGAAAUACAAUGACUGGCUGUCAGUAAGAUCUGAACCAUCAGUGCUCCAGAUAGUUGAUACUCUGAGGUGUAGCUUGAUGGAAAUGAUGUAUAGUCGCCGUGUCUCCUGUAAUACGUGGACUGAGGCUCUUGUACCCUCUGCCAAUCAGAAGGUGCAGGAGGACAUGAUCAGAGCCCAUUCUUUUGCAUUAGUGCGUCCAACUGGGACUGUAUUUGAGGUAAGUGACGAAUCAACUAAUGUCGUCAACACUGAAACCAAGGAAUGCACAUGCAGAAGGUGGCAGGUGAGCGGCUUGCCUUGUAUCCAUGCUCUUGCUGUAAUGGAGCACACUAAUGGAUGCAUAGAUGAGUACUGUUCCAAAUACUUUUCAAGUGAGUGCUAUCGCAUAGCUUACUCAUUGUCCAUCAACCCCAUACCUGAUGUUGGUAUGCCGGUUUGCUCUGACCCUUUUCAUAUUCCGGGUGCAUGUUCCCUCCGUGCACGCCGGCUUGCUGGCCGACCAAAAGAAAAGCCAGAAGAACCAAGGAUUGCAAUUAAAAGACCUCUUCGUUGCAGCAAGUGCCAAGCCAUUGGCCACAACAAGAGGACAUGUGAAACAGAAACACAGUCUGUGUAACCAUGUAGCUUUGCAGUUGAUGUACAUUUUCUAUGUUUCAUUUGGAAAAAUGGAGUUCACUUAUUGUAAAUGUACUAAUGGAAUUUGUGAUGCUUAGACACGGUAGGAAUUGAUAUUUUGGUCUCUUCCGGUUCUUUCUUUACCAGCCCGAAGGCUUGUAGCUUCCAAAAAUAUUUAGCUUUUGCUAAUAUCAAGUGUAGUUGAUUGACAA
This is a messenger RNA of Zingiber officinale, 3241 nucleotides long. RefSeq lists its product as uncharacterized. NCBI's taxonomy places the organism in Eukaryota, Viridiplantae, Streptophyta, Magnoliopsida, Zingiberales, Zingiberaceae. Bases 883 to 3030 code for a protein of 715 amino acids. The record is from RefSeq and is a predicted model, not a curated record. The transcript is spliced from 5 exons. Gene Ontology annotation, molecular function: zinc ion binding; protein binding.